Messenger RNA from Pseudocercospora fijiensis CIRAD86, 2304 nucleotides. RefSeq lists its product as uncharacterized. The coding region runs from base 123 to 1724 and encodes 533 amino acids. The record is from RefSeq and is a predicted model, not a curated record. Lineage: Eukaryota; Fungi; Ascomycota; Dothideomycetes; Mycosphaerellales; Mycosphaerellaceae. Gene Ontology annotation, biological process: calcium ion transmembrane transport; Golgi calcium ion homeostasis; manganese ion transmembrane transport. The transcript is spliced from 3 exons. Gene Ontology annotation, cellular component: fungal-type vacuole membrane; Golgi apparatus. Gene Ontology annotation, molecular function: manganese ion transmembrane transporter activity; calcium ion transmembrane transporter activity.
CCAUUGCUGAGUACGUCAGCGAGACGUGCAACCAGCACGCCGCCGACCUCCCUUUCUCGCCGUCGCGCCCGACUUGGGCCAUUCCAUUCUCGAUUCCUGCUAUUUUGACACAUCACCCAACCAUGAGGUUACGAAAGGCAUCACCGCUGCUCCUGCUUCUCGCCCCGUCCCUGGUCACCUCCGCCAACCCGCCCAGACGAGCAGACGGGACAGAGGUUCUCAGCAAUGAUGACAUAUUGGCUCUAAAUCACGCGUCGAAGCCCACGCCGACAACCGACGGCGCGGCAUUGGAUGAAGCUGCGGCGAAUGCGGCAACAAAGCCAACGAGCACAAGAAAAUACGUGGGCACCGAAGAUGCGCCUGUAGAUGGCUUGGACGGCAAACCGCAUGCUGGCCCCUUCGUAGACAGACCUGCUGAGGAUGGUCGAACGAAGAAGGAAAAUGCUGCCGACUCAGCCCCCAAAGCAGUUCCAACAUCAUUGGAGAGGUUUGGCUCGCAGGAAAUUCCCGAGAGAAAUGACGGCGUCAUGAACGACGAUACAAGGACACCGCCGAAGAAGGGCACUACGGGCACAGAGGGCGGUAUCAGCGAGAAGGAGAAGGCACGGAAAGAGAAAGAGGGAUCGAGUAAAGAGAAGACGCCACAGGAACCAAAGAAGGCUCCUCCCUUGCCGCAUAGCGAAGAGAAGCAUAUUGCGGGAUCGAAAGAUGGCGCUUCACCAACAGUGAGCAAGCAGUCGCCGAUUCAGGAUGGUAAGCAUUCAACCACCGGAGAGACGGCAACGAAGAAGGCAAGCGGGUAUGGCGAGGCUGGCUACUUGUUGGAGAAGCCCACAGAUCUGCCAGAUAAGCCGCACAACAUCCCGCAUCCCGAGCCCAAGACGGCGAAGGAUGAUUUCGGUCCACCAUCAUCUACACCCGUCGCUUCGAAACCUGUCGAAGAAAUGGAAUGGCACGAGUGGUUCCACUCAUUCGUCCUCUCCUUCACCAUGAUCAUAUUUUCUGAGAUCGGCGACAAGACCUUCUUGGUCGCAGCUCUCAUGGCCAUGCGACAUGCCCGACUAUUGGUCUUCUCUGCCGCCAUAUCUGCUCUGAUCGCCAUGACCGUCCUAUCAGCCAUUCUUGGUCACGCAUUCCCGACAAUUCUCCCCAAGAAGCUCACCACGCUUGCCGCUGCGAUCUUGUUUUUCGUCUUCGGCGCGAAGAGUAUGCGAGAAGGUUUGGCAAUGGAUAAGGACGCCGGCAUUGGUGAGGAAAUGCGCGAGGUGGAAGCCGAGCUCGAAGAGAAGGAGCACACCAUGCGGCGCAAAUCUAAGGGCUCCAUGUCUGCAUAUGAGCUCGAAUCAGGACGAGGAAGAAAAGGUGAGCUUUCGCCGCCGCUCAGCAGGUCGCCAAGUCCACCCAAGAGACAAGGCGGGCUAUCAGGACUCACGAAUCUGCUCAGUCUGGUCCUAAGCCCAGCGUGGGUGCAGACAUUCAUCAUGACUUUCCUUGGAGAAUGGGGUGAUAGAAGUCAGAUCGCCACGAUUGCAAUGGCAGCUGGUCAAGAUUACUGGCUGGUGACGCUUGGUGCAAUUCUCGGUCACGCAUGCUGUACUGGACUGGCAGUCAUCGGAGGCAGAGCGCUCGCGGGCCGGGUGUCGAUGCGUGUUGUCACCAUCGGCGGCGCCGGCGCUUUCCUUGUCUUCGGCUGCAUAUACCUUUACGAAUGCCUCACGGAGUAAAUUCACCCUCCAAGCGCCGAAUCGGCGCCAUCCCUUUAAUCCUGGUACUCUGAAUCGCAGUUUGGCACACAAUCCUCCUCCCGCGACUUCCAAUCCGGCCAUCCCCGCCUCUCAGCCCAAGGCAUAUUAGACGACAGCGCAGCAUUUGAUAUGGGUCGAGACUCAGCGAUACCGAUACCGACAUUGAGCAAUCGGACUUUUUCUGGACAUGUGAUUUAUAAGAACCCAAUCGAUACGAAUACACACAAUUGUAACUUACUCGGCCCAAACACGGUGCGAAGAUACGAACAAACAGAUGAUAAGAGUUCCAGUCAUGCAUGGAGGACGUAGCGAGGAGUUUAGUUAUAUGGGUCAAGCGAGCGAGGCGCAAUUCUUCCUUCUGUGUGGAUGUAACUGGGAUGGGAAAAAUUUCCGGUGCGGACGAGCGAGUGCUGGGGUUUUCUUGCAUAGGACAGGGCAGGACAGAGGGGGAUUAAUGGACUAGCGCAGAUCAAAAGAAGGAAGGAGGAAGGAAGAGAUCGUCGAUGUGUGUACGGCGGUAAGGUCGCGCUACAGAGAGUUCAAAAAUUCCAAUCUUGAG